Molecule: messenger RNA, 2206 nt
Organism: Anas platyrhynchos (mallard)
Lineage: Eukaryota; Metazoa; Chordata; Aves; Anseriformes; Anatidae
Gene: GORASP2
Product: golgi reassembly stacking protein 2
Biological process (GO): Golgi organization
Cellular component (GO): Golgi apparatus
Molecular function (GO): protein binding
Source: RefSeq, a predicted model, not a curated record
CCGGGCCCCGCCCCUGCCGAGGCGGGCGGGAGGAGCGGGUGCCACGUCCGUGGGGGCCUGCCCGGCCCUGCCCUGCCCGCAGCGCCCCGCACCGCGCGGCUCGGCUCGGCUCGGCUCUGCUGCCCGCCCGCCCGCCCGCCGCCAUGGGCGCCUCGCAGAGCGUCGACAUCCCCGGCGGCGGCACCGAGGGCUACCACGUCCUGAGGGUGCAAGAAAACUCACCGGGGCACAGGGCUGGAUUGGAGCCGUUCUUUGAUUUUAUUGUGUCUAUUAAUGGUUCGAGACUGAAUAAAGACAAUGACACUCUCAAGGACCUGUUGAAAGCAAAUGUUGAAAAACCUGUAAAAAUGCUAGUGUACAGUAGCAAAACACUGGAGCUCAGAGAAACAUCAGUGACCCCCAGCAACAUGUGGGGUGGACAGGGCCUGCUGGGGGUGAGCAUUCGUUUCUGCAGCUUCGAUGGGGCCAACGAAAACGUAUGGCAUGUAUUGGAAGUGGAACCAAAUUCUCCUGCUGCAUUGGCUGGACUCAGACCUCACAGUGACUAUAUCAUUGGAGCAGAUACUGUUAUGAAUGAGUCUGAAGAUCUCUUCUCCCUUAUUGAAACACAUGAAACAAAGCCAUUAAAACUUUAUGUGUACAACACAGACACAGAUAACUGUCGGGAAGUGGUGAUUACUCCAAAUUCUGCCUGGGGUGGAGAAGGCAGCCUAGGAUGUGGCAUUGGUUAUGGGUAUUUGCAUAGGAUACCUACACGCCCAUUUGAGGAGGGAAAGAAAAUCUCUCUCCCAGGACAGUUGCCUAGUGCAUCUCUCAGUCCUCUCAAAGACGGCUUUACAGAGGUUCAGCUGUCAUCAGUUAAUCCUUCACCGGCGUUACCCCCUGGGCCAGCAGGACUUGAACAGAGUCUCUCUGGACUUUCUAUUAGUUCACCCUCAACUACUGUCAGUAAUGUUCUCAGUACAGGUGUUCCAACAGUUCCAUUAUUACCACCGCAAGUCAGUCAGUCCCUUACUUCCGUGCCACCAGUUAAUCCAGCAACUACAUUACCAGGUCUGAUGCCGUUACCAGCAGGGCUUCCCAACCUGACUGAUCUGUCCAAACUUAAUUUACCAGCACCACACAUCGUUCCAGAAAUCAUACAGCCUGGUUUGCCAACUCUUCCGUCUUUGCCGCCUCUGAAUCUAAUGGGAAUAACACCUCUAUCGAUGCCACCAAAAUGUGUUCCCCUGCUUCCUUUGGUCACAGAGGUUUCUACAGUGCCUACAGAUUUGCUUCCCUCCAUGACUCAAGCUGGAAGCUUUUCCGUUGACCCUGGCACUACUGUAAAUGUAGAACAGACCUCUACACUCACCUUGGAUAGUGCUACCCCAACUUCUAAGGCGACUAUUGUUGACAAAUCAAGUGAAUCCUUGGCCGUCAAUGAGAAAACAUCUGGCAUCACAGAUACACAAGCUUCUGAAUCAUAACUCCAGAUCACUCUGUUGAAUUGGCUUGGUAUUUAUUUAGCCAUGGGAUACAUAUUUGAAGAGCAAACUAUCAUUAAUUUCAUACUAGUUUGUACUUAAUCUUUAGGAAUCCUGUAAAUAAUAUGGAGGUAUAAUAAAAAUAAAGGGGAUUUAUAAAGUGUGCUUGGUGGGUGGGGAGGAAGAGUACUGGUACUUAGCCAAAAAAAAUAAAAAUAAAAUUCAAGGUGGUAAAUAGAAUUCCACUGCCAAACUCGGAGGUAUAUGUUUUUAAUAUAGGCUGAUAGCCUUAGUCUGCUAGGCCUCUCCUUGCUUAUUAUUAGCAACUUUUGCUUCUGAUAGAAAUGAAGCAGUUCUUGCGUGUGACAUUUACAUACCAUAGUUCUUGUCUUUGCGAGUAUCUUGUUACUACAGUGGGGAUGAGAAUGUUUAGUCUGAAUUGUAAAUUUUAACAGUGCAAAACUUCCACCUAAAGGUAUUUCUAUUAAAGUUGCUGAGUGACCUGUUAACUGACAUCUUGUUAUUCAGCUUGUACACAAAUCUUUAUUUUGAGCUCUUGAGAGAUGCUCAAGCCAUGUUUUGUGACUGCUGCUGCGUUGUUUCACACGCCCACUGUAAAAUGGCAUUUGGAAGGGAAUGCAGGAAAUGUUAAAUGUAGCACACAAUUUGGCACUUCAUGACUACUGUAAGACAAAUUAAUGGAUUAAGCAUACAUACAGCAAUAAAUUCCUGGAAUUUUA